GAAAAAGGAAAUUGUCGUCCUCCUGACUGACUGAAGUUUUGUUCAAAUUCUCCGUGCCGUUCUGGCCCCACUUAAACUUAAACUUUCUUUCUUUCCGGACAACAAACGCAGACUUUCUUUCUCCAACAACAACACACACAUUCCCUUUCCCCUUUCUCUCUCUUAGAUGGAACCCUAGCUAAUUGCUAUCAUGGGAAACUGCUGCAGAUCUCCGGCGGCCGUCGCCAGGGAGGACGUCAAACCAUCAAACAACGAUCACAACUACAAGAAGGAUAAGCCUGCCGUCACUGUUCUCAACGAUGUAUCAAAGGAGGAGAAUAUAGAGGAUAAGUAUAUGGUGGACAGGGAGCUAGGGCGAGGCGAGUUCGGAGUUACAUACCUCUGUAUAGAUCGGACCACCAGAGAAUUACUAGCUUGCAAGUCCAUCUCCAAGCGGAAGCUGCGAACAGCUGUGGAUGUGGAGGAUGUGCGCCGAGAAGUGGCCAUCAUGAAGCACUUGCCCCAGAAUUCCAGUAUUGUGACGUUGAGAGAGGCUUGUGAGGAUGAGAAUGCUGUGCAUUUGGUCAUGGAGUUGUGUGAGGGCGGGGAGCUCUUCGAUCGGAUCGUUGCCAGGGGGCAUUAUACCGAGCGUGCUGCUGCUAACGUUGCCAGGACUAUGGUGGAGGUUGUGCAGCUCUGUCAUAAGCAUGGAGUUAUUCAUAGGGAUUUGAAACCUGAAAACUUUCUGUUUGCUAACAAGAAGGAGAAUUCGCCUCUUAAAGCCAUCGAUUUUGGCCUCUCUAUUUUCUUCAAGCCAGGCGAGAAGUUCUCUGAAAUAGUUGGAAGCCCUUAUUACAUGGCCCCAGAGGUGCUUAAGCGUAGUUAUGGGCCAGAGAUUGAUAUAUGGAGUGCAGGAGUAAUUCUUUACAUUUUAUUAUGUGGUGUUCCUCCAUUCUGGGCAGAAUCUGAACAAGGUGUUGCACAGGCUAUUCUUCGUGGGCAAAUAGAUUUCAAACGUGAACCAUGGCCCAGUGUUUCUGAAGGUGCCAAGAGUCUUGUACGCCAGAUGUUAGAGCCAGAUCCAAAGCUUCGACUUACGGCUAAGCAAGUACUUGAACAUCCUUGGCUCCAAAAUGCUAAGAAGGCUCCAAAUGUACCCCUUGGUGAUGUUGUCAAGUCAAGAUUAAAGCAGUUCUCGUUGAUGAAUCGAUUCAAGAGAAAGGCUCUAAGGGUUAUUGCUGAUUUCUUAUCUAAUGAUGAAGUUGAAGACAUCAAGGAAAUGUUCAAAAAGAUUGAUACAGAUGACGAUGGUAUUAUUACUACCGAAGAGCUGAAAAGUGGACUUCAAAAGUUGAAUACAGCACUUGCAGAGUCUGAAUUACAGCUGCUUAUUGAAGCUGUGGAUACUAACGGGAAAGGUAGUCUGGAUUAUGGGGAAUUUGUGGCGGUGUCACUCCACCUUAGAAAGAUGGCAAACGAUGAGCAUUUACACAAGGCUUUCUCAUACUUUGACAAAGACAGUAGUGGCUACAUAGAGCCACACGAGCUUCAGGAUGCAUUAAUGGAAGAUGGAGAUGAAGAUAUUUCUAAUAUUGCAAAUGAUAUCUUCCAAGAAGUCGACACAGAUAAGGAUGGUAAAAUUAGCUAUGAGGAGUUUGCUGCUAUGAUGAAAACAGGAACUGAUUGGAGAAAGGCGUCUAGACAUUAUUCAAGAGGACGAUUCAACAACUUGAGUGUAAAGCUGAUGAAAGAUGGUUCUCUGAAUCUGGGGAAUGAUGAAUGAGUAAUUAUGGCUUGAAUUUCUUUUGUAAUUAUGUUAUAGGUCCUUCCUUCCUUCCUUGUGUUUGGUUUGAUUAGAUUCGGAUGUGAGCCCCAUAUGGUUUGGUGGAUCCGGGGCGUGUUUGGUGGAUCUUCUAAAAUUGUCGGUGAUUGUGAUUCAAUAUAAUUCUUGCCAAACAAGUAGUGUUGCCUUGUAGUGUUAUAAAGUCAGUUACGUUGUUGUGUUGUAUCGUAGUUGUUAAUAUGUUUGUCUAGUCCAUAAAAUUGUAUAUUUUUGA
Messenger RNA from Helianthus annuus (common sunflower), 2036 nucleotides. RefSeq names its product calcium-dependent protein kinase 13. Gene Ontology annotation, biological process: intracellular signal transduction; protein autophosphorylation; peptidyl-serine phosphorylation. Gene Ontology annotation, cellular component: nucleus; cytoplasm. Gene Ontology annotation, molecular function: calcium ion binding; calmodulin binding; ATP binding. The transcript is spliced from 7 exons. The coding region runs from base 191 to 1762 and encodes 523 amino acids. The record is from RefSeq and is a predicted model, not a curated record. NCBI's taxonomy places the organism in Eukaryota, Viridiplantae, Streptophyta, Magnoliopsida, Asterales, Asteraceae.